AGCUUUUGUUAAAGUGUCAUAUGCAUAUAAAUUUAAUCAAUGUUUGACCUAAAUGGGCUGUGCACCUAGCAUCCACGUCUCAGGGAGCACUGGAAUUGCUAAUGGUGACUCUAUUUCAAAUAGUUCAGCUGAUGGACAAUUUUCUCAGUCUGUUAUGAAAAAUUCAACUUCUCUACUAAAUAUACCCAAGUAUCAAAAUUUUAAGCCAAAUUCUCGGAGUGCUGAAAUACCACUUUUACAAGCAGAAAAUUUGAGUGGAAUACAAGAUUUCUUAGUUGAUUCAAAAUCAAUCACUCAUUCUGCUCCUUAUAUUGAAGCAAAGUGUAAUUCAAACGCAAGCCAAUGUACAAUCAUGCCACAGAUGGUAGAUCAGAAAUCUGAACUUCAACUUGGGCCAAUGAAAGUCUACAAGCAAGCAAUGGAGAUUUUAUUUGUGUUUGGUGCUGAUGAUCCUCAGUUGAAUGCUUUUGUUGCUGCAGCAAAGAGAGGCAAUUAUAAGUAUAAGCUACAGUAUAACUCUGAGAGUGCAAUGGAAUAUUAUCUUUCUUACAUGCCAGAGCUUGUUAUGAUUGAUAUUCGAGUGAACACAUCUUUUGAUGGUGAAGCAUUAUGUCGUCAUAUGAGGGCUACCAGACCUAAUUUUAAUACAGUUAUAGUUGCUGUUACAAAAAAAUUAGAGCAAGACGAUAUAUCUAUAGCUCCGUUGCUCAAUGCUGGUUUUAGUAAGAGAUUUGUUGAAGACCACUCUAUUACUGCAUGUUAUAAUGAACUUCUUUCUCUUGAUUAUGGUGAAGUUUCUUUACAAUGCAAACUUAGAGCUACAUCGUGCUUAUUCAGUGCUGUAGAACAUGCUUAUGACUCUAUAGAAAUACAAUGCAUUGACACUGACAAAGUAGAAUUUCAGUAUGUAAAUCCUGCUUAUGAAAAAGUUACUGGGUACUGGAGGUCAGAAGUUGUUGGAAACAUGAAAAAUCAUAUUUUAUUAAACUGUGAUGUUCCAAAACCUGAUUCUCAUGAGAGUAUAUUAAAGUUACUUAGUAAUGGAAAGUCAUGGGAAGGAGUUUGUAUUGCAAGAAAAAAAUGUGGUGAGCAGUUUGUCCAAAACCUCAAGAUUGUACCUAUGGUUGGACAUACAGGUUCCAUUACACACUAUGUUGUUGUUAAAAGAGACCUAACUGCUGUUCAGCAUGACUCCCAAGUCCAGCAAUUGCACCAGGAGCUUAGCAAAGUUAAUUUUGAUAAGGUUCAUGAGAAAAGAAACAAUUCACUUCAAACACCUCUUCAAACCUCAAUCAUGAACUCAGUUUCUACUAAGGCAGAAGCUCCUAUAACAAAGGUAAUUAACAUGUUAAAUGCUGUCCAAGAAAAUAGUCCAUCUAAUGUAGUCCAAGUACUAGAACAAGUUAUUGAAAUUUUAAGAACCACUGAGCUUUAUACGCCAACUACAAUUGAACAAGUGGAAGGCAGGACUGGAUUUGGAACAGAUUUAGUGGAAGGUCUUAUGUGGAAUUUUCGUGAACGAAGGCAUUCUGCGGAAAAUCCAGUCAAAGGUAGCAAUCUGUUGAAUAGCCAUAAAGUUCUUCAAGUCAUGCAAGCUUCUCCAGACAUUCAAGCAGCUCUACAGGGUGAGGAUCAAUGGGACUAUGAUGUAAUUAAAUUAGAAAAAGUUAGCAAUAAUAGGCCUCUCUACUACUUAGGACAAGCUAUUUUUAAUCGUUUUGAUGUUGGGGAAUAUCUGUGUGUUUCAGAUUCAAUAGUUAGAAAUUGGCUUCAGUUAGUUGAAGCUAAUUAUCAUAUUCAUAAUACUUAUCAUAAUUCAACGCAUGCUGCAGAUGUACUACAUGCAACUUCAAUAUUCUUAUUAAAAGAUGGUGUUAAGAAUACACUUGAUCGAUCUGACCAAGUUGCAGCUCUGAUAGCUGCUGUGGUUCAUGAUGUUGAUCACCCUGGAUUCACAAAUUCGUUCUUAUGUAAUGCUGGCAGUGAGCUUGCUAUUCUUUAUAAUGAUAUUGCCAUUUUGGAAAGUCACCAUGCUGCUAUGGCAUUCAAACUUACUUCAAGAGAUUCCAAAUCAAAUAUAUUUCAGAAUCUUAAACAAGAUGAGUUUAAACUUUUACGCCAGUCAAUCAUAGAUAUGAUUAUGGCAACUGAAAUGAAACAGCAUUUUGAACAUCUUGCAAAAUUUGAUAAUAGUUUUAAUAAACGUCAUGCAACUCCUGUUUAUGACCAUGACAACUUAUCAACAAACGGUAGAGGUACUCCAGAAUCAGUGUCAUCUAUAAAUUUACAAUCACCUGAAAAUCGAGGGGUUGUUCGUAGAAUGAUAAUCAAAUGUGCAGACAUUGCAAACCCUGCUCGUCCAUUAGAACUUUGUCGAGAAUGGGCUUAUAGGAUAGCUGAAGAAUAUUUUAGACAGACCGAAGAAGAAAAAAAGCGAAACUUACCUAUAGUGAUGCCAGUUUUUGACAGAAACACUUGUAAUGUUCCUAAAUCACAGGUUUUCUUUAUUGACUACUUUGUUAUGAAUCUGUAUGUAGCUUGGGACAAGUUUGCUCAAGUUAGUGACGCAAUGGAAUUUCUUCGACAAAACCUUUCGUACUGGCACGAUGAAGCUGAAAGACUUGAAUUGGAAAAAGAAAAUGGGAGCAAAAAUUCUCCUUGACCAAUGAAUUUUUUACGCGAAUGCCAUCUGAAACUCAGGCUGAUAUAGCUGAUUAUUUAUCAGAGACUAAAUUGGUCAAUGCCUUUUAUCCAAUAAAUAGCGAAGUUUUAAAUGAACAAAGUAAUCGCUCAAUCAUGCAUCGGUUCUUAAUUCGUAAAAAUGAAAAGGACAAAACUUGUGGAUCUUAAAGGUUAAAGGUUUUGUAACCACGAAAUUAAUUGUACAGUGUACAUCAAGCUAUCCAUUAUUUUAUGAAAUUGUUUUAAAGAGAAAAUUAUUUAUGGACUAACAGUGGAUACGUAUUUUUUAAUUUGUUUUCUGUAUAUUAUUAUUUUUAUUGAAAAUUUUGAGUAUUUUUGUGUUGGCGUUUCCAUGGUAAUAUUUAAUGUAUACUAUCUAUUGAAUUUGGCUAAAACAGUGGUUAUAUUUUUGAUUUUUACAACAUGGUAUUUCAAGAAUUCUUUCAACUCAUUCGUUUUCUAUGAUGAACACAGAUUUGCAUUCAUGGCUAAAUAUAAAUAUAUUUAAAUUGCUUUAUUGUUAAUUCAAAAAAAAUUUCUUUAGUGUCGUUCUGAGUUUGAAUGUGACAAAUUUCUUUAGUAUCAUUCUGACUUUGAAUGUGACAGAUUUCUUGAAAUAUUUUGUUAUAACUUUAUAGGAUUUCAAUUUCUUUUUAUUACUAAAAAAGUUAUUUUUUUACUUCAUAUGUGUGAAUGUAUAUAUAUAUACACACAUACAUAUUUAUAUAUUUACAAACACACAUACAUUAGCAUGUUGAUAAAUUCUUAAAAUCUAGAUACAAGAAUGUUAGAAUAUUUAUAAAUGUGUAUCGUUGCGGCCAUAUCUUUAUCAAAGUCAUUUUAUGUUUUAAAAGUUUACCUAAUUACAAAUACAAAAACAUAAAUAAACUCAUUUUUAUAUUGGUUCUUUAUUUGAAUGCUUUCUAUCUCAUAAUUCUUACUUAAUUCUCUUCCCCAAAAAUAUGGUAACUUUGAUAUGAUCGCAACGAUAUAUAGAAUAUAAGAAAAUAUUUUUAUUAAUUUGAAAUCUAUACGUAGAUCUUUUUUUAUGUGUAUGUGUGUGUGUAAUGAUUUAUAUAGCUGCAUAUAUGUUUGUUAUGUAUAUACCUGUAUUAUCAUAUAUGUAAUGAGUGUAAAUUGAAUUAGGUGCCAAAUUUAAGAAAUCGGCCACCCUAUUGUAUAUUUUAAACUCUUUUCUGAUUCUCUGAAAAUCUUUUAGUAUUUAUUUUUA
Hydra vulgaris (swiftwater hydra) is the source of this 3913-nucleotide messenger RNA. RefSeq names its product high affinity cAMP-specific and IBMX-insensitive 3',5'-cyclic phosphodiesterase 8B. Gene Ontology annotation, molecular function: 3',5'-cyclic-nucleotide phosphodiesterase activity. Lineage: Eukaryota; Metazoa; Cnidaria; Hydrozoa; Anthoathecata; Hydridae. The record is from RefSeq and is a predicted model, not a curated record. Gene Ontology annotation, biological process: signal transduction; regulation of DNA-templated transcription.